AUGCCUCAUAUCACUGAAACCACCGGAAGCACCGUGAAGGUCGCUGUUCUAGGCGCUGCAGGCGGCAUAGGACAAUCGCUGUCGCUGCUGUUAAAAACACAGCUGUCGCAGUUGCUGAAGCCAGACCAACACGCAGGCAUCAGACUGGAGCUGGCCUUAUACGAUAUUGCCGCCCAAGUCCUUGACGGCGUCGCAGCAGACCUUUCCCACAUCAAUACCCCCGUUUCCCUCAAGCACUACGUGCCUGCCUCCAGGGAGGACCAAACAGCACUCCACGCUUGUCUGGAGAAUUCCGCUGUUGUGAUCAUCCCUGCAGGUGUGCCCCGUAAACCCGGCAUGACCCGCGACGACUUGCUUGCUGUCAACGGCAAGAUUGUUGCAGGCCUCGCAGACAGUAUUGCACGUGUCUGCGAUUUGAAACGUGCCUUUGUACUCGUCAUCUCCAACCCGGUGAACACGCUGGUUCCUGUGGUUGUCAACAAGCUGAUUAGUACCGCGCAGUCGCUGAAGCGUGACUGCAAGGGCAUUGAGAGACGCGUCUUCGGCGUCACCCAGCUGGACAUGGUCCGUGCCUCUGCGUUUGUCCAACAAUACUCAGACUACGAGAACAAUGAGCUUCCCCAUGUGCCCGUCAUCGGCGGACACUCAGGAGAAACAAUUGUUCCUCUUCUGGGAGCCGCCCAAAAGCGGUACGGGUUCUCUGCGGACCAACGCUUCGCGUUGGUCCGCAGAAUCCAGUACGGGGGCGACGAAGUGGUGAAGGCUAAAAAUGGGGCGGGCUCUGCGACCCUCUCUAUGGCCUACGCUGCUUAUGUGACCGCUGUCCCAUUUGUAGAGUUGUUUUUGGGCACCAGAGACUCGUUCACCGGGACCUUGUUUGUUUCCUUGAUAGACCACAGUGGCAAGCCGAUAGCCGCCGGCGCACAGGAACUUUUGGCCGCGACGGACCACACUGCAUACUUUGCUGCGCCGGUCACGAUCACGGUCCAUGAUGGUGUGACUGCAGUUGAUUACAAGGUUUUGGAUCUGGCUGACGAGGAGGACAAGACCAAGUUGUUGCCUGCGUGUGUCAAGGGCCUGAAGUCCAACAUCGAGGCCGGACUCUCUCUGGACGUUUGA
Messenger RNA from Eremothecium cymbalariae DBVPG#7215, 1119 nucleotides. It is a transcript of the gene MDH2, whose product is annotated as malate dehydrogenase MDH2. Gene Ontology annotation, molecular function: L-malate dehydrogenase (NAD+) activity. Gene Ontology annotation, biological process: carboxylic acid metabolic process; tricarboxylic acid cycle. The coding region runs from base 1 to 1119 and encodes 372 amino acids. The record is from RefSeq and is a predicted model, not a curated record. Gene Ontology annotation, cellular component: cytoplasm. The transcript has a single exon. NCBI's taxonomy places the organism in Eukaryota, Fungi, Ascomycota, Saccharomycetes, Saccharomycetales, Saccharomycetaceae.